This is a messenger RNA of Quercus robur (English oak), 639 nucleotides long. RefSeq lists its product as uncharacterized. NCBI's taxonomy places the organism in Eukaryota, Viridiplantae, Streptophyta, Magnoliopsida, Fagales, Fagaceae. The record is from RefSeq and is a predicted model, not a curated record. Bases 20 to 418 code for a protein of 132 amino acids. The transcript has a single exon.
CAUAUCAGAUAAUUUUCCCAUGGCUCGCCAGCUUCAUCAAUUGAUGCAAACUCUCCCAAUCACGUCUCAACUCAGCCUAGCAGUGAUAACUCUUCUUUUGUGUGCCAUUGCAUUGCUCAUGUGUGCUUCUCAUUCCCGUAAAUGGCAUCAUCGUUGGAUUGCAUGCUAUGGUUUUGCCAAUGAAGAUCCUGUAAUAAAUCUCAACAUUAAUGAACCAACAAUCCUAACUACUGCUGGGAAUGGUGGUCAUGAAAGCAUGAUGAUUAGCGGUGAGCUCUCAGUGUGGAAGAAGAACAUAAUCAUGGGAGGCAAAUGUCAGCUACCUGAUUUUUCUGGUGUCAUAAUAUACGAUGCAAAUGGGAAUAUAGUUACCCCUGCCACUGCCAGAACUCCACGCCCUUUACUCACUUGGAAGUAAUUUGAGUUGCAUCUUAUGCUCAAUGUUGUCAUAAAUCUUCACUGCAAACUAGGUUUGUAACAUGUUUCCGGAUUGACAUCUUUCAAAACAAGUUUGUAUUUUCGAAUAUGGCCUUGCAUGGCUCAGAUAGAAUCUGUUAUACAUGCUCGUUUGGGAGGAAUAAUUUUCCAACUUAUUCUGCUUAUUAAAUUUAUGUACAAGAUUUUAAAGUUUUACUUUAA